CCGAUUGGCGGAUGCAACACUGCUUUCCUUCCUCUGGUUCGGGCCCGGCCACGCCCCUUUGGAACGUCCAGGCACUUUCGGAACUGCGCGGAGUUGCGGCCGCCGGCUGGCUUCUUGGGGCGUCGAAACCCGCAGCGCAUGGACAAGGCGCCGCGGACUUAAAAAGGGGGUGCGACGUUUGAGUGCGGCAAAUUUUGGAGGCUUCCCAAAUUGAAGAGGCUGUCGAUCGGUGCGUGUUCGGGAUGGCCGGAUCGUGGGACUCGGAUACGAAACUGGAGGCCAAGAUGGUCUGGAACCCGUAUGAGACCACGCCGCGCUCGGUGCAGGCGCUGGAGCUGAAGCUGGGCUCCCUGGUGCUACUCCUGUUGGUGACCCUGCUGUGUGCGUUCAUCCCGCUUUGGCUGUUCCGGAGGCCGGGGUCUGCCCUCAACAGUGGAAGCUUUGCCCCUCAACGGAAAACCCUCAGCCUGGUGAGUUGUUUUGCCGGUGGCAUUUUCCUGGGGACGUGUCUUCUCGACCUGCUUCCUAGUUAUCUAGCCAGCAUUAACGAAGCCUUAGAUGAUUUGCAAGUCACGCUCCGUUUCCCUUUGCAAGAAUUCAUCAUGGCGAUGGGCUUCUUCAUCGUUCUGGUGUUGGAACAGAUCGUGCUGGCUUAUAAGGAUCCGUCGGGAUCCCUGGAAGAGACCGAAGCUCUCCUGAACUCUGCUUCCCAUCAGCAUCCGUCCCUGCAGCAGGACCAGAGUUGGCCGGAGGGAUCCCAGCGGCCCCUGGCUCGCGACCGCCUGGCCGGUGAGCGCACCCACGUCCACGUGGACUUCAACGCCCACUCGGCCAUCCGCUUGGUGGUGCUUUUCCUGGCGCUCUCGCUCCACUCCGUCUUCGAAGGGCUGGCCGUGGGGCUGCAGGAAGACGGCGCCCAAGCGUUGGAGAUCUGCCUGGGGCUUCUGAUCCACAAAGGCGCCAUCGCCUUCAGCCUGAGUCUCAAGCUCUUGCAAGGGCGGCUGCGUCCCCGGGCCGUGGCGAUCUGCCUGGUUAUCUUCUCGGCCAUGACCCCGUUCGGCAUCGGGCUGGGGGUGUCUCUGACUGAAGUCCCCAUGGCGGCUCUGUCCCGCCUCUCCCGCAGCGUCCUGGAAGGCUUAGCCACGGGAACCUUCAUCUACGUCACCUUCAUGGAGAUUCUGCCUCACGAACUCGCCUCUUCGGAGCAGCGUAUCCUGAAGGUCAUCGUUCUCCUGCUCGGAUUCGCCCUGGUCACCAGCAUUUUGUUCGUGAAGAUCUGAGCUGGGGCGGCAGGCGCGGGGCAGGUGGAGAAAAACCAGCCAGCUCCCGGACACAACUCUGUGGGAAGCGUCCUACGCCGCGACGACUACCGAUUCCUCCUUAUGGGAGUUUCCCAAAUAUUUUUCCUCGGUUCCCUCAUUUUCCGUUUGCCAAAAACUUUGGCUCCCAUCGUUCUUGCCUUCUCCCUCUUAACGAGGGCUACCAAACCCCCCACCUCUUGAAAAACUGAACUCCGUUGAUAGCCAAGCCAGCCAUCAAACCUGCCAAUCCACCCCGGGAAGAUCAGGGACAAAGAUUCCCGCACGACAAAAUAUCUACUCCGCUCCGCUCAAACUCCAAAUAUUUUCUGCAUUGAGUCAAAUCGGAGCUCUGUGGCGGAGUUAGGACUUCGAUUUAGUGCAAAACGAGACUGUUUGGGUUGGUUUAAUAAAUUGGGUUGGGUUGUGGGGAGGGGGGGGGAUAUUGUGGGGGGGGGGAGAGAGAUAUUUUUGGUGCCAACCAUCUCGCUUCAGCUUUGAGUGAGACAACCACAGUGCCUUCAUUUUUCCUCCAGUGCCUUAAAUGUUUGUCCGACGUGGGAGACGAGUGAAUUAACCCUGGUUUUAUAUUUUCGAGUUUAGGAUUCUUUCAACGCCUUUGACAAGAGUUUUAGGCUGUUUCAUCCCUUGGACAAUCUCAAUUUGUCUCCAUGCCAGCUUCUCAACUCGG
Molecule: messenger RNA, 1989 nt
Organism: Thamnophis elegans (Western terrestrial garter snake)
Lineage: Eukaryota; Metazoa; Chordata; Lepidosauria; Squamata; Natricidae
Gene: SLC39A1
Product: solute carrier family 39 member 1
Exons: 4
Coding region: 243-1280 (345 amino acids)
Biological process (GO): zinc ion transmembrane transport
Cellular component (GO): plasma membrane
Molecular function (GO): zinc ion transmembrane transporter activity
Source: RefSeq, a predicted model, not a curated record